This is a messenger RNA of Arthroderma uncinatum, 3312 nucleotides long. RefSeq lists its product as uncharacterized. The record is from RefSeq and is a predicted model, not a curated record. The coding region runs from base 1 to 3312 and encodes 1103 amino acids. Gene Ontology annotation, molecular function: calcium ion binding. Lineage: Eukaryota; Fungi; Ascomycota; Eurotiomycetes; Onygenales; Arthrodermataceae. The transcript has 3 exons.
AUGUUCCAGAUCUCGUCUCUUGUCCAGAAGGCUCAGUCGCUGGUAGACCCGUCGAACUUCGGCUUCCCUACGCCCACCUCCUCCGACCGCAAUCCCUCCAAGGCUUCACUCUUCCGCCAGCAGUUCCGGCUCCCAGACUCGCAGAAUCCCCUACAGGAGAUCACCGCAGAGCUCGUCCUGCCGCUGCCGUACUCGUCGUCGAGCUCUACCCAUGGCGAGCGGGCCAAGGACGCUGGCCGUUCUGGCAACAGGUACAUAGGGAACCUGCAUCUCAGCGAGCGCUUCAUGUGCUUCUCGACACAGCCUACGAGUUUCCUACAGUCGUCGAGCUUUAAUGCUUCAUCCGCCUUCACCGGACAGACACACGGGACGGGGCCGUCGGGGAACGGGUUCACGCUGCCCCUCUGUUCGAUACGUCGGGUCGAGAGGCUGAACAGCCAUGGACACAUCUUCUCCCUCUCGAUUACCACUUGGAAUGGAGCGUUGAACAAAGCAGCUCCCGCGAAGGAUGCACCGGCCAUGGUGCAGAAGUUUACAAUCCAUCUCGAUGGCUCUCGACAGGCGUGCGAGCGAUUCUGUGACGGCUUGAAACGAGGGCUCAGGGAUGGGAUGAAGGACAUUGAGGGCCUCCGGCAAGUAGUGGCUGAGUGUCACUCCGAAUACAUGCUCUCUGGUUCUCGAACGGUGAAGAAGGAGGGUGUGGAGGUGGAAACGACCAGGGAGCCCCCAGACACGGGUUUAGGCCUGCCUACCUUUCAUAAACUUAUCCGGGUCGGCCUUCCAAACCGUCUACGUGGUGAGCUAUGGGAGAUCUGCUCUGGCUCAUUCUAUUCUCGCCUACGCUCCCCGAAUCUCUACCAGGAGACCUUGGCCAAAUUUUCUGGCCGCGAGUCCCUUGCAAUCGACGAGAUAGAAAAGGACCUCAACCGCAGUCUUCCAGAAUAUCCUGGAUUCCAGAGCGAGGAAGGAAUCGGCAGGCUAAGAAGGGUUUUAACGGCUUAUAGCUGGAUAAACGAAGAAAUUGGAUACUGUCAGGCAAUGAAUAUCGUCGUUGCCGCUCUAUUAAUUUAUACGUCUGAAGCGCAAGCGUUUUUCCUAUUAUCAGUGUUGUGUGACCGGUUAUUACCCGGCUACUACUCCACAACUAUGUACGGAACACUGCUUGAUCAAAAGGUGUUUGAAUCACUUGUUGAAAAGACAAUGCCCAUUCUAUGGGAGCAUCUGGUCAAGUCGGACGUCCAACUAUCCGUCGUGUCUCUUCCCUGGUUCCUUUCGCUGUUCAUCAACUCCAUGCCUCUCGUGUUCGCCUUCCGCGUUCUCGACGUAUUCUUCCUCGAAGGUCCCAAGGUGCUCUUCCAAGUCGGGCUAGCCAUCCUUCGUAUCAAUGGGGAGGAACUUCUUGACGUUACCGACGAUGGGACGUUCAUCUCUAUCCUCAAGUCAUAUUUCUCAAGGCUUGACGAGUCUGCUCACCCCCGUUCAGACAAUCCAAAGUUACGUGCCAUUACUCGAUUCCAGGAGCUCAUGGUUGUCGCCUUCAAGGAGUUUUCGGGGAUAACACAUAGCACAAUUGUGGAAGAACGAGCCCAGCACAAAGACGCCGUAUUGCAUAAUAUUGAAAACUUCGCGAAGAGGACCUCCAUCCGCAACCUUGGACCGGAGAGUAAGAAACUUAGUGUCGAUGAUCUGGGUGCAACAUAUGACCGCUUUUACGAAGUAUUAUAUGACCGUCAACAAAAGAUAAGGGCCCAAGAGGAGGAAGAGCGACGGCAAAGCAAAGCCGGAAACAAGAAUCCUACACGAUAUUCAGCCCUAAUCCCCACCGUGGAGGCACCGGUAACCCGUGUUGGCCUUGGCCCCAGUCCAACGCUCAUGGAUUAUGAUGGCUUUAGAGAAUUCCUUGCAGCCACUGCUAAAUGGGCUGGUAGCGAUUCGCCAUCACGCAAAGAAUCGGCCUCUGACAGAAACGCCAGCCUAAGAGGGCGGAAUAAGUCUUGGGAUAGACUCAAAUAUCCUACGCCUGCAGAGCAUGACUUUUUGAGGCGACUAUUCCGUAAAUGGGAUGUUGACGGCAAUGGCGGCCUGAGUUUACAAAACGUUGUCAACGGUCUGGCUCAAAUAAAAGGGAGCAGAGAUAUUAUGAACACCAUCAAUUACUUUUUUGAUUUAUAUGAUGAUGAUGGCACCGGACAGGUAGAUCGAGAAGGUAUACUACGCAUGUCCGAGGCUCUCCUCUUCCUUUCCAGAAGAGGGUUUGAAGGCAUUAUCAAAGUCAGAGCCAAUGGAGACAAUGACCGAUCCUCAGUUUCGACUCACGAAGGAGAUUUGAGAGCCAGACCCAAGCUUAGCGCUGAUGAGAAGUUCCUAAGCAGUGUCAGCGAUUUUAUUCAGCAUUGUUUUGAAUAUGCCGAUCCCAGCCACCCUCAAAAUCAAGAGCAACACACGGAAUUGGAAUCCAAGCUUGGCGCUUUUAGUAUUGGUGACGACGAGGAUGAUGAUGAUGAUGAAGAGGAUGAGUUCCACCCGACUCCCGACUCGGACUCUAAAGCAAAAUCACUAGAGCCCACGAAUGAUGAUAUCCCUACCACCCCUCUCUCCCCCACGACCAAGCGGGCAUCCGAAGCAGCCAAUGCAGCCUUGGACCCUGCUCAUCCAUUACACAUCACAUUACCAACAUUCCGAAUGGUCAUCCUUGCCGAUGAAUUACUUGAACAAUUCUUUGAAAGCUACUUCCCAGAGUCAUUCCACCUCUCUGACCGUCCUUCCCCUGAUGCCAGUGCUGCCUCGCGCUCGACAUCUCUGUCUUCUAAUCUCACCACGUUCGCUAAUCUUGGCUAUAACCGUUCGCCUGAUAGAGCUGCAGCCCCAUCGGGCGCGACCCUGGCUGGUGCCUCGGGUGGCAUUGUUCCUCCUGGCCAUAAGGGCCUCAGAGGUGUCCUGGAUAACAUCGUCUCUGACGGGAUGCGCAUGGCUGCGGAAGUUCGCAAGAAGAUGGAAGAAGCCCAAAGGGAAAUGGAGCGUAAUGCUCUUGGAAAUAGGGCAGAUGAAGAUGACGACGAGGACGAGGAUGAUGCCGCUUAUUAUGAACGAAGAAAUAACGAUGCUUCAAAGCUUCGUGCACCAUCAAUUCGUGAAGGUGAUCGUGACUUGCUAGAAGGUGCCGAGGUGGCCAGCCUUAGGGAGCGAGAGGCGCCUGAGCAGAGUGAAGGUAGCAACACAAACACUCCCAAAGCAACCCUUUCUCCUUCGCCAGGCGCUCUUGUACGAAGAUCCUCGGAUUGCACUGUUGAUAAGGUCGAGUUUGAGUCAUAG